AUGGCCGUGUGCAAGAUAACACUUGGUGGUCUUGGCUGGGUUCUUGUUUAUGAUAACAAAACCACAAAGACAUGGAACAGGCCUUUUGGAGGUCCUGCCUCAGCACAUCUUCGCAGACGAAUAGAACCGCACGAAAAACCCCCAAGAUUGCAGCUGAGCAGCUCAGGUCACCUUGCAGAUUUCCAGUCGUAUCUCUUUACGCCGGGAAAAAAACCGCUCGUGGUGGACUUCGGCAAUCUUAUUUUUUACAGUCACAGCCUGCCCGGGCUGAAGGGGAAGGAGCCGGUGGUCUACCCCUGGAUGAAGAAGAUCCAUGUGAGCACGGUCAACCCCAAUUACAACGGAGGGGAGCCCAAGAGGUCUCGCACUGCCUACACCAGACAGCAGGUCCUGGAGCUGGAGAAGGAGUUCCACUUCAACCGCUACCUGACCAGGAGGCGACGCAUCGAGAUCGCGCACACCCUCUGCCUCUCCGAGCGCCAGGUCAAGAUCUGGUUCCAGAACAGGCGCAUGAAGUGGAAGAAAGACCAUAAACUGCCUAACACAAAGAUGCGCUCCUCAAACCAGUCCACACUGAGCCAGCAGUCCAAAGCACAGACACAGGGCCACCCCCAUCCCCUCGAUGGGGCUACACCCAACGCAGCCGCGCUGUAA
Messenger RNA from Egretta garzetta (little egret), 654 nucleotides. RefSeq names its product homeobox A4 (gene HOXA4). NCBI's taxonomy places the organism in Eukaryota, Metazoa, Chordata, Aves, Pelecaniformes, Ardeidae. Gene Ontology annotation, molecular function: RNA polymerase II cis-regulatory region sequence-specific DNA binding; DNA-binding transcription factor activity, RNA polymerase II-specific. The coding region runs from base 1 to 654 and encodes 217 amino acids. The record is from RefSeq and is a predicted model, not a curated record. Gene Ontology annotation, cellular component: nucleus. The transcript has 4 exons. Gene Ontology annotation, biological process: regulation of transcription by RNA polymerase II; anterior/posterior pattern specification; embryonic skeletal system morphogenesis.